Thalassophryne amazonica is the source of this 887-nucleotide messenger RNA. RefSeq names its product ly6/PLAUR domain-containing protein 1-like. Gene Ontology annotation, biological process: acetylcholine receptor signaling pathway. The coding region runs from base 160 to 726 and encodes 188 amino acids. NCBI's taxonomy places the organism in Eukaryota, Metazoa, Chordata, Actinopteri, Batrachoidiformes, Batrachoididae. Gene Ontology annotation, molecular function: acetylcholine receptor inhibitor activity. The record is from RefSeq and is a predicted model, not a curated record. The transcript is spliced from 5 exons.
UGGUUCGUGCGCUCUGGAUCCGUCUCCAGAUUCUCACCUCAGCUGGACGAGGACGGUCGGGUCCGUGCCGGUGUUGUGUCGGGACACUGGUCCUCAUGGAUCCGUGUGAUCCGGCUCCUGUGGUCUGAUGGUUCUCCUCCCAGCGGCACUCAGGAGACAAUGCGUCUUCUCGCUGCGCUCACUUUAUUUGGAGUCUUUCUCCGCGCAGGAGACAGCCUUCAGAUCCAGUGCUACCAGUGUGAGGAGAUGAAGCACAACGACUGCUCCACACCGGAGUACAUCGUCAACUGCACCAUCAACGUACAGAACACAUGUCAGAAGGAGGUUCUGGUCAAACCUGAUGAAAUCAUUCAUCCUAUGUGGUUAAAGCAAUGGGCUUGUGACCAGAGGAUUCUUGGUUCAAAUCCCCGUCAGACUGGAAAAUCACUAAGAAAAUCACUACGCCUUGCAUGGCAGCACUCUGGCAUCGGGAUUCAUUACCGAAAAUCCUGCGCAUCCUCUGGGGCUUGCCUCAUCGCCUCGUCCGGCUACCAGCAAUUCUGCACAGGGAAGCUCAACUCAGUCUGCAUCUCCUGCUGUAACACCCCGCUCUGCAACGGGCCCAAGAGAAAGCGUCCCAUCCCAUCGGCAGCGAUGUUAAGUCCACAGAUGAUCCAGCCACUUUUCUUCCUCCUGACGUUCCUCCUGCUGGCGCUGGGAUCGCUUGAGCACCUCACUCUGACAUAGACCAGCAGACACACCUCAUGGCUGCUGUUUACCAUGGAGUCCAGACCUGCAGUUGCUGCUGGGAUACAUCAGCAGAUUUGGACAUCACACUGUCUUUCUAACUUCUCUGCAUCAUGGGAAAACUUAUUCUGACCCCUGGAACCAUUGACAAUGACUCACAC